This is a messenger RNA of Columba livia (rock pigeon), 2984 nucleotides long. RefSeq names its product lamin B1 (gene LMNB1). Gene Ontology annotation, biological process: nuclear envelope organization; heterochromatin formation; nuclear migration. Gene Ontology annotation, cellular component: nuclear lamina; nuclear envelope. The transcript has 11 exons. The record is from RefSeq and is a predicted model, not a curated record. NCBI's taxonomy places the organism in Eukaryota, Metazoa, Chordata, Aves, Columbiformes, Columbidae. The coding region runs from base 102 to 2099 and encodes 665 amino acids. Gene Ontology annotation, molecular function: structural constituent of cytoskeleton.
GUUGCGGGCGGUGGCGGGUUUUGAAUUUAGUCUCCGGCCGGCGGCGGACCGCCGAGCUCGGCCCGCCUCGGAUCGCGAUUGGCCGGCGGCCGGUCACGUGAAUGGCAGCGGCGGCAGUUGGGGGCACGGACCGAUGGGGCUGGGCGGGCGCCGGCCAUUUUAGAUCGUGGAGUGUGGCCGGCUGGUGUGACGGAGGCUGUGGGGGCCGGUCCGCUCUCCGCCCGUGGCCUGGACACCGCUCCGUCGGUGGCGGCUGUGUUCUCCUGAUACUGCCGCGGCGGCUCCCGCCCGGUUUCCCGCACUCCCGCUCCGCUUCCCCCGUGGAUUGUGCUCGCCGCUCCGCUAUGGCAGCCGCCACGCAGCUGGGGCCACGGAGCUCCACGCCGGUCAUGCCGCAAAGCCCUACCCGCCUCUCCCGGCUGCAGGAGAAGGAGAUACUGCGGCAGCUGAACGACCGCCUGGCCGUUUACAUCGACAAGGUGCGGAGCCUGGAGCUGGAGAACAGCUCCCUGCAGCUGCAGGUCACCGAGCGGGAGGAGGUCCGUGGCCGCGAGGUCACCAGCCUGAAGGCGACCUACGAGGCCGAGCUGGCCGACGCCCGCCGGACGCUGGACGACACGGCGCGGGAGCGGGCCAAGCUGGAGAUUGAGCUGGGCGCGAUCAGUGCCAAGCACGAGAAGCUGUUGGGCAGCUAUGCAAAAAAGGAAUCUGAUCUUAAUGGAGCCCAAGUUAAGCUUCUUGAGUUUGAAGCAGCCCUUAAUUCUAAAGAUGCUGCACUGGCCACAGCCCUUGGUGAUAAGAAAAGUUUGGAGGGAAAAAUAGAGGAUUUAAAAGAUCAAAUUGCACAGCUUGAAGUUUCCUUAGCUGCUGCCAAGGAACAGCUUGCAAAUGAAACUUUACUGAAGGUGGAUCUUGAAAAUCGCUGUCAGAGUCUCACUGAGGACUUGGAAUUCCGAAAAAAUCUGUAUGAGGAGGAAAUCAAUGAAACAAGAAGGAAACAUGAAACUCACUUAGCUGAGGUUCAUUCUGGGCAUCAAAUUGAAUAUGAACAUAAACUGGUUCAAGCCCUUUGUGAAUUAAGACAGCAACAUGAUGCACAAGUGAAGCUGUAUAAAGAAGAGAUUGAAAUGUUUUACCAUGACAAACUUGAGAAUGCUAGAUUGUCCUCUGAGAUGAAGAAUUCUGCAGCCAACUCGGUAAGAGAAGAGCUGAAUGAAAGUCGCUUACGAGUUGAAAAUCUGUCGUCCCAUGUCUCCAGCCUUCAGAAAGAGUCUAGAGCAUGGCAAGAGAGAGUGCAAGAGCUUGAGGACACAUUGGCCAAGGAACAGGAAAAAAGUAAAAAAAUUCUGUUUGAGAAAGAGAAGGAGUUGGCUCAGAUAAGAAAUCAGAUGCAGGAACAGCUGAGUGACUACCAAGACCUUCUGGAUGUUAAACUGACACUUGAUAUGGAAAUCAGUGCAUACCGGAAAUUGCUGGAGGGUGAAGAAGAGAGGCUGAAACUUUCUCCAAGCCCAUCUUCCCGAGUGACAGUUUCACGGGCUUUAUCAAGCCGCAGCGUGCGUACAACCAGAGGGAAGAGGAAGAGGAUUGAUGUGGAGGAAUCUGAAGCCAGCAGUAGUGUCAGCAUUUCCCACUCAGCUUCUGCUACUGGAAAUGUCUCUAUUGAGGAGAUAGAUGUUGAUGGAAAAUUCAUCCGCUUGAAGAACACCUGUGAACAGGAUCAACCUAUGGGAGGCUGGGAGAUGAUCCGAAAAAUAGGAGACACUUCUGCUGUUUACAGAUAUACGUCAAGAUUUAUACUAAAGGCAGGCCAGACCGUUACAAUCUGGGCUGCAAAUGCUGGAGUAAGUGCUAGCCCUCCCACUGACCUCAUCUGGAAGAACCAGAAUUCUUGGGGCACUGGUGAAGAUGUGAAAGUUGUGCUGAAGAAUUCUCAGGGAGAGGAGGUUGCUCAGAGAAGCACUGUCUUUAAAACAACUGUAUGUGAAGGGGAAGAGGAGGAAUUUGAUCAAGAAGCAGCUGAAGAUGUGGAGGAAGAAGACCAUGACCACCAACAGGCAGGCCCACAGGCAUCCAACAGAAGCUGUGUGAUCAUGUGAACUUCCAGUCAGCCAGGUUCCUCAAAUCCUUGCCUACAGAACAGAGAGACUAUUCUCAGAAGCACAACAUAUUUUUGUAUUUUCUGUAUGUGAAUUCUUAAGCUGCAAGUCUGAUGGCCUUAAUUUCCUUAGCCACUGAAAAGGAAGUUUUGUAAAAGAAGUAUCUGUAACUUUCUUGCAGGAUGUGAAUUGUUGACUCAGAAGAACUCUUCUUCUAUUGAAACUUUGCUGGAAUAGAAAUAUUCCACUGUUUUGGGGAUCAAAGUUUCUUAGGUUACACCACUCUAGACUAGCCAGUUGAUGCUGACCUCUUUAUAUUUAGGUGCUGUUGAGGAAGGGAAGGAAUUUUUGAUACUAUGAACUCUUUUAUACUGGAGAUUUUAUCCUACAGUGCAGUCAAGACUAUAAACCAUAUUUAUAGAGAAAAAAAACCACAACAGAUUUGUUAAAAAAACCCCACAACUUAAAAACCCAACAAAACCAAAUGAGAAUAAAGAAAAAAACACACACAAAGAAAGAAAUAAUUUAGCCCAGCUGAUCUCUCAGAGGAUGAAGGAUGCAGUAAAAUUCCGUAUUGAUACUCUUCCUUUAUUUAGUUUUCUUGUUCUGGAGGAGGAUUCAUGUUAAAUGUGUUAGUUGUGUUGUUAAAAUAGUGUAACCAUCUUAUUUUUUCUUUUAACAAGUAGAUUGUUUUAAUAUGAAUUGUCUUACUUGUUUACACUUUCUAGGAACAAAACCAAGUCUUUUAGGUGUCUAGUCUACAUUUAUAUGCAAAACAAUUGUAACUUUGUCAAUGUGGAAAGUUUUUCUGUCCUUUUGGCAGUAACCUGAUGUCUGAAAAAGCUUUGAAUAAAAUGUCUCUGUUUUAAGUUGUCAUCAAAUAAA